UGUGUCACUCAGAGCACAGCCCUGACGAAGCUCUUUAUAUAACAGGGAGGAGACGACGGCUGUUUUUUUUGUUUUUGCCUCCGUAGAUGCAAUUUUGGAGAAACAAGAUGUGGAAGAUUGUUGUUUUCACGGUUCUUGCGUCCGUUUUUACCGUCGGGCUGGGCGCUAUAGUGGGGGGCUUCCGUAAUUUGGAAGUCGACGACGAAGGAAUGCUGAAUGCGCUGAACUACGCUGUUGUCCAACACAACAGGGGCACCAACGACAUAUACCUCAGCCAAGCGGCAGAAGUGCUCAGUGCUCGGAGCCAGGUGGUCGCUGGUAUGAAUUACGUCAUAACAGUGAGAAUGGCCAGAACCACCUGCAAAAAGAACAGCGUAAAUGAAGUGUGUGCCAUCCAGACGGACGCAGAAAAGGCCCACUCUUACCAGUGCACAUUUACAGUGUGGACCCGCCUGUGGAUGAGUGACAUCAAGCUGACGAAACAGGAAUGCUAGAAAAAGAACUACGUGGGACAUCAUUGAGAUUUGGCUUUGUUUGCAGCAUAACCUUCACUCAGAGUGACAUGUAUUUUCCUAUAGGUGAACCACAAACGUGUUGACAUUUUUGUGAUUUUACUGCCUAUGCUGCUUCACUGUAUGCUAAACUGAGUAAACGUAUAUGAAACUAAAAGAUGCCGUGUAGGAAUGCAAGGUAGCGGUUGACUGACCUUUAGAGGAGCACCUUUGUAAUGCCUAAUACCUAAACCAAGCAAAUACGUUAUUUUGUAUCGACUUGUUGAUUAACCUAAUAAAAAAACACAGUUUUAAAAUAAAAGUCAAGUCAAAGUUG
Acanthochromis polyacanthus (spiny chromis) is the source of this 828-nucleotide messenger RNA. It is a transcript of the gene cst3, whose product is annotated as cystatin C (amyloid angiopathy and cerebral hemorrhage). The record is from RefSeq and is a predicted model, not a curated record. Gene Ontology annotation, molecular function: cysteine-type endopeptidase inhibitor activity. Bases 87 to 494 code for a protein of 135 amino acids. NCBI's taxonomy places the organism in Eukaryota, Metazoa, Chordata, Actinopteri, Pomacentridae. The transcript has 3 exons.